GGCACGUGGCCCGGCCGCCAAUAUGGCCGCGCCCAGGCGGCUGUGCCGCUGCCUCCUCCUGCUGCUAAUGGCAAUGGCAAUGGCAAGAGCGGGGCCCUCCGGGACACCCGGCACCGGGGACUGCGGCUGCAGCGCCAGUCGGGCCGCCGGGGACGGGCGGGAGGCGGCGGCGCGGCGCUACUCGGCGGCGGGCAGCGGGCGGAGCGUCGGGCGCGGGCCGAUGGUGGCGAUUCCAGGAGGGGUGUUCACCAUGGGCACCCACGAGCCUGAAAUCCAGCAGGAUGGAGAGGGGCCCGCCCGGAGAGUCCACAUUGACAGCUUCUACAUGGACCAGUACGAGGUCAGCAACGAGGAAUUCGAGAGCUUUGUGAGUUCCACUGGGUACAUCACUGAGGCAGAGAAGUUUGGUGACUCCUUUGUGUUUGAGGGGAUGCUGAGUGAAGCAGUGAAGGCUGACAUCCACCAAGCAGUGGCAGCUGCUCCCUGGUGGUUGCCUGUGAAAGGAGCCAGCUGGAAGCAUCCCGAGGGCCCUGACUCCAGCAUCUCCAGCAGAAUGGACCAUCCAGUCCUUCAUGUUUCCUGGAAUGAUGCUGUGGCCUUCUGCACGUGGGCAGGGAAGCGGCUACCGACAGAGGCUGAGUGGGAGUACAGCUGUCGAGGGGGCCUUGAAAACAGGCUUUUCCCAUGGGGUAACAAACUGCAGCCCAAAGGCCAACACUACGCCAAUAUCUGGCAGGGAGAAUUCCCCACCAAUAACACAGCAGAGGAUGGGUACAAGGGGACUGCACCUGUCACUGCCUUUCCCCCCAAUGGCUACGGCCUCUACAACAUGGUGGGGAAUGCCUGGGAGUGGACAUCUGACUGGUGGGCUGUGCACCACUCCCCACAGGAAGCUCACAACCCUAAAGGGCCAUCCUCAGGCACGGACAGAGUGAAGAAGGGUGGAUCCUACAUGUGCCAUAAGUCCUACUGCUACAGGUACCGCUGUGCAGCUCGGAGCCAGAACACCCCCCACAGCUCCGCGUCCAACCUGGGCUUCCGCUGCGCUGCCGACACCGCCCCGGGGCCACGCUGAGCACAGGGAUGUGCCUCGGGCACAGGAAGGGCUGGAUCCCAGCCCAGGGAGAAGAAAUGUGAGCAGCAUCCCUUGCUGAUGACACAGAAUGGAAAAACCUUGCUUCAAGUUCCUGCUGGGGGAAGAAAAACCAGCACUACUCAACAGUGCUUGGAGAACCUUCAUGUUCAUGAGGAACCUGGCCUGGAUUUAAAUCCUGACCACAGUGUUUUGGAUUCAACUGGAACAAAACUGAGCAGAAACAUGCCAAUCAUGUUUUCAAAGAUUACUUAAUCCCAGAAUUACUUAGACUGGAAAAGACUUCCAGGAUUAUUGAGUCCAACCCUUGACUGAUCACCACCUUGUCAACUACAACAGCUCUUUUAGACAAGAUCUUUAUUAAUUAGUUUCUAUUUAUAUAGAGUUUCUACACUCAAAUGCAAUAAGCAAAGACUUUAUAAACUUCUAGACAGCUUUAAAAGAAAUCUGAGGCAGUUAGGAAAUUCUAGGCAGCUUUAAGAGAGAAUGAAGGAGUCAAGAGCGAGGGCUGGGAGAUGACAGCUCUCCCCACAGGCAGCUCGCACAGCCUGUUACAUUCCACUUGCAGUGAAAAUCAUGUCCAGAAAUGGGCUUCUUCUGGGGAGAUACUUGCUGCUCUUUAGGAAGUGCCUUCUGCAACUGAGGGUGAUGAUCCUCAGGGUGAUGAUGAUUAUAAAUCUUGUACAUAUUUGAAUAAAAUAUCAAGCUUUUGUUUA
Messenger RNA from Corvus hawaiiensis (hawaiian crow), 1809 nucleotides. It is a transcript of the gene SUMF1, whose product is annotated as sulfatase modifying factor 1. The record is from RefSeq and is a predicted model, not a curated record. The transcript has 9 exons. Gene Ontology annotation, cellular component: endoplasmic reticulum. NCBI's taxonomy places the organism in Eukaryota, Metazoa, Chordata, Aves, Passeriformes, Corvidae. Bases 23 to 1075 code for a protein of 350 amino acids.